Molecule: messenger RNA, 1290 nt
Organism: Aureobasidium pullulans EXF-150
Lineage: Eukaryota; Fungi; Ascomycota; Dothideomycetes; Dothideales; Saccotheciaceae
Exons: 3
Coding region: 1-1290 (429 amino acids)
Source: RefSeq, a predicted model, not a curated record
AUGUUCCUUAUCUUGACUACGCUUUGUGUGUUCUUGAGAUUAUGGGCCAAACUCCGGACUGGAAAGCGGGUACUCGGUGUCGACGACUAUUCUAUGCUCACUGCUUGGUUCUUCUAUAUUCUGUUGUGCUGCCUUGCAAUGAGCCUUGCAUUUCUGGAACACCAUAACCCGAUCCUGGAUCUACCAGUCGCAGACAAAUUCUUACUGCGACUCACACUUGGCGAAGCAACAUUCAUGCUUGCGACUAUCUUUCUCAAAAUUUCCCUCAUGCUCUUCUAUCGACAGUUUGUUUGGAAGAAAUGGCAACGACGCGCAAUCAUCAUUGCAGGGGCCGGUUCGAUCCUCCUGUCUCUCAUCGCUCUAUUCCUAUCCUUGUUUCAAUGCGGUAGUCUCUCACACAUAGCCCACCGACAAAUCCGUGGCCAAUGUGUUCGACGCAACAGAUAUGUCCCUCUUCUGUAUCUGCAUGGAGCUACUGGAGCCGUGACGGAUUGGGCCUUUGCACUACUUCCUGUGUCUGUGCUUAUCAAAUCGUCGCUCAAGCCGCACAUCAAAUUGUCGGUCUGCAUCUUACUCAUCCUCGGCGUCACUGGCAGUGUGGCCGCCUGCUUCCGUACUGCAUUUGUUUACGGAGUAUGGUUUGAUGUUUCGUUUCUCGACCCUGCUCAAAACCCUACCUUCUAUGACUAUUCUGCACCGGAAAUUGUGCUGGCGCUUACGGAACUUGGUUUCGGAAUUUCAGCUGCAAGUCUGGCUUGCUUGCAACCACUUCUCAGACACUUUAUACACAAGCUACAGGAAUGGUUCCAACGAUUUUUCUCGAGCGACUCGGACAAUACCACUGGAGCUGUGCGAUCGUACAUGGGACUUUUACCACAUGUCCAACUGCGUGGCAAGAGACCCUCAGACGCAAAAGAAACCGCACAGGCCCAAGCGGGCGAUGCCGAUCCGCGACCAGAAUUUCCACCACAUCCAGCAGUCCGCAGAUACGGAAUGGCAGAUGCUGGAGGCCGACGAGGCAUGUCUCUCGCCCGCCCUAGAUCAUCACCAGGCGUACCUACGCUUCAAAGUAUUUCCGAAACGACUUGCGAGCACGAACAUCCCAAGCCAGUCCGGUUAAGGAAACCUAGCAUGAUCAUUGGUGUACUACCAACGAUCUCUACAGAAAUUGAUCACGAAGAGGAGUCUGGGCCUAGUCGAGUGGCGGACACACCGACGCGAGACACCUUCAAAAUCGAAGAUCCUGGGCAUAUAAAAAGGGUUGAUUCACAAGGUUGCACUCUGCAUUGA